AUGGCCAAAGAAUCACUUAUCAAACAGAAAGGUCGGGUAAAGGCCAGGUUAACUUCGUUCGGAAAUUUUCUUACGUCAUUAGAAGAUAACCCAAAAAAGCAAGCUGAGUUGCCGAGCCGUAUAGAAAAAACUGAAGGUUUUUGGACAGAGUUUGGACUAAUCCAAGACAAAAUAGAAGAAAUUGAUGAUUCUGAUGAACAAUUGCAACAGCGUGAUUUGUUUGAAGACUCGUUUCAUCAAUUAAUUAGCAAAGCUCGCCAACUCACUGCGAGGGAGCACGUGAGUCAAUUUCAAAAUUUAAAUAACACUCCGCAACCCGGUGUCACACCGCCUAUAGUAUUAAAUGAACGUGUUGUGAAUAAGCCUUUAGUGAAACUACCAAGCAUUGAUUCACCAAAAUUUGAUGGUAACUACGAACGCUGGAUUCCCUUCCGGGAUUUAUUUGAUUCUCUUAUAGCAUCAAAUAUAACUCUGUCUCCAGUGCAGAAAUUGCAUUAUUUGAGAGUAUCGUUAACUGGGGAGGCAGCAAAAGUAAUAAAUUCAAUAGAGCUCACUAAUGACAAUUACGAAGUGGCUUGGCAAUUGUUAAAACAAAGAUAUGAAAACAAAAAGUUGAUUGUACAGUACUUGAUCCAGGCACUUUUUGAUUUACCAUCGAUUAAUAGAGAAUUUUACAGUGACUUAAGAUUAUUGGCAGAUAAUAUUUCACAACACGUUCAAGCGCUAAUGAAAUUAGAUCAGCCUGUCAUGGAAUGGGCCACCUUAAUAAUUCACGUUAUCAUGCCUUAA
Solenopsis invicta (red fire ant) is the source of this 789-nucleotide messenger RNA. RefSeq lists its product as uncharacterized. The coding region runs from base 1 to 789 and encodes 262 amino acids. The record is from RefSeq and is a predicted model, not a curated record. The transcript has a single exon. NCBI's taxonomy places the organism in Eukaryota, Metazoa, Arthropoda, Insecta, Hymenoptera, Formicidae.